AGCCGGUUGGCAGUCUGCCCUCGGUUGGCGCGCAAAGCGGUCGCGGAACAUUGCGCAUUUCUGCUUCUUCAGCAGACAUUUUUAACUUUUUUUGUUGUGUUUGUGCAUGUACGUGUCCGUUGUGCAUAAUGUGUAUCGUGUAAUCGUGUUUUAUUAAGGGCGCGUUUGAAGACCGGUUAUUUUGAGUUCGAAAAAUCCCGAUCGCUGAACCCAAAUCGAGCAAAAAAUCGCGAAAGAUGAGUUCGGCCGAUGAAGAUCAGAAAGGUGGUGCCAGGAGUAAGGAUCCUGGCAUGGCAUUCCCGGGUCACAACGGGUUCGUUGGUGGCCAACCUAAACCGCCGAACGUCCUAGGAACCGGUCACAGCGCUCGGGAUGUGGUCUCCAUCGUGCUGGCGGAAUUUCUCGGCACCGGUAUGCUCAUGUUCCUAGGGUGUAUGUGCUGUGUGGCCGGAUUUGGCAACACGCCAACCAACGUGUCCGGCGGAAUCGGGUUCGGCUUUACCGUCAUGAUGGUGAUUCACACCUUCGGGGUCGUUUCCGGGGCCCACAUCAACCCGAGCGUGUCGAUUGCGGCCUUUAUCUACGAUUUGGUUACGUUUCCGAUGCUCAUCCUGUACAUUAUUGCUCAAUUCGCCGGUGCGAUCUGCGGUUACGGCUUGCUGAUGGCCGUAUCACCUUACAAAGUAUUCACGGCAGCCCUGGACGAGGGCAACGGGUCCUGCGUAACAGCCCCGCACGCAGAUCUAAGCACGUGGGAAGCGUUUGGGGUGGAGUUCUUCAUUACGACCAUUCUCAUCUGGAACUGUUGCGGUCUGUGGGAUCCGCGGAACGCCAAGAACACCGACUCGACCUCCAUCAAGUUUGCUCUGAUCGUGGCCGGACUCUCGAUCGCCGCAGGGCCGUACACCGGGGCCAGCAUGAACACGGCCAGAACGUUUGCGCCGGCCGUUUGGAACGGAAGUUACAAGGGAUUGUGGAUCUACUUCGUGGCACCGCCACUGGCCGGGCUGAUUAUGCCCCUGAUCUACAAGUACGUCUUCCGGAGAGAGCUUCCCGCCGAGGUUCCGCUGAUCUACCCGGAGGAAAUGAAGGUCCAAACCGUUGAUCAGCAUCGGUUUUAGACCGUCCGGUUUGCUCAAGCGCCAAAUUUCGAAACAUUGCUCAGUUUUGUAUCAUCUUGCGUUGAAAGCGCGCCAAAAACUAAAGUCUGUCGUAGAGUUAGUGUUUAUAUGCGUGUAUUAUUGUGCAUUACUGCUAAGGUACCAUCUUAAGAUUCUCAAGAAAAAAGAUAUUUGAUGAUCGGUCGUUUUAAGUGCGAAAACAAUUGUGCUGUUAUUUCGGUGUCAGGAAUAAACUUAUUUAUUAUCAAAAA
Molecule: messenger RNA, 1372 nt
Organism: Culex quinquefasciatus (southern house mosquito)
Lineage: Eukaryota; Metazoa; Arthropoda; Insecta; Diptera; Culicidae
Product: aquaporin AQPAn.G
Exons: 4
Coding region: 237-1121 (294 amino acids)
Biological process (GO): transmembrane transport
Cellular component (GO): plasma membrane
Molecular function (GO): water channel activity
Source: RefSeq, a predicted model, not a curated record